Molecule: messenger RNA, 3432 nt
Organism: Zea mays
Lineage: Eukaryota; Viridiplantae; Streptophyta; Magnoliopsida; Poales; Poaceae
Exons: 7
Coding region: 79-3186 (1035 amino acids)
Molecular function (GO): helicase activity
Source: RefSeq, a predicted model, not a curated record
AGGUCGACAGUCCACACCAACACCAACUGAGAUAAACGCUGACCACGAUUAGCCGCGGAAGACAGAGAGAAAGGCAGGAUGAGUGACGGCGGCGACGACGUGUUGUACAGGAGGAUGCAGGCCGUGGCGAGCUACUGGAACAGGAAGAAGAGCUCGUUCGGGCUCGGCCAUCUGGAGCGCAAGGUGUUCUCGUGGUCCGUCCCAGAUAUCUUCAACAGGGACCUGCUCAGGCACCAGGUCAAGAGGAUACCGGAUAUUUUCGAGUCUUUUGCGAGUUAUUUGAACUCCUUUGCCUACCCAUUUAUCGAAGAAGUGCAUGCUGAUUUAUUCUCUUCAUUGGAUGGUUAUGUUCAUGCGAGCUUUAUAGAAGUAAUCCAAGUGGCAAGGCUUGACGAGGAGAGGCCAAUAUUUGGCCUUGACGUCGCAGAACCUGUGAAAGAUGGUGAGAGGUCAAGGGAGGUGUAUGAACCCACAAGGGGCGAUAUAAUAGUCAUGUCCUCACAGAAACCGAAGCAUGUGUCUGAUUUAACACGAAAUCAGGUGUCCUAUGUGUUAGGUUCGGUUCUCAAAAGCCAUAGAGAAGAAGACGACAGCUUGCCACCUAAUUGCUGCAUUGUGCAACUGUCAUCUGCCAUCCUAAUUGAUUCAUAUCAUCAAACAAAAAAACCGAAGGGGCAAUUGUUUGCUGUGUUUCUCAUAAGCAUGGAGACAUACAAUCGUGUAUGGAAAUGCCUUCAUAUGGGACCUAAUGACGCUAUUGUCGAGCUUCGGAACAAAAAGUGCACUGAUCUCGUUAAUUCGGUGUGGCAGUACAAGCGAAGGGCCGUAGAAGAUGCUAGCGCACCAUCUUUCCAGUUAUCUCGAACCUUCUGUAAUGGAUCAGUCGAUGGCCUUGGCCUUGAGAAGUUCAAUCUAAAUGAUUCACAGCUAAACGCGGUAGUGGACUGUGCUUUAGCAAUGGAAAACCACUCUUCUUCCAUAAAACUAUUAUGGGGUCCCCCUGGGACAGGUAAAACUAAAACCAUCAGCACUAUCUUGUGGGCCAUGCUUAUUAAGGGCCGGAAAACACUUGCUUGUGCACCUACCAAUACUGCUGUAUUGGAGGUUGCAGCUCGAAUUGUUAAUCUUGUGGGGAAGCCGUCAGAUAGCAGCGUCUGCUUCUUGAAUGACAUUGUUCUAUUUGGAAGCAAAAAGAGAAUGAAGAUUGAUAAUGGGAACCCCCUUUCUGCCAUAUUUCUUGAGUCUCGUGCCAAGCGCUUAUUACCAUGUUUCAUGCCGAGCACAGGCUGGAUCCAUUGCUUGUGCUCACUCAUAGAUCUGCUUGAAAACUCAUCAACCAAGUACCAGUUGUACAUUGAGGCUAAGGGUAUUAUUCAACAAAAGAGGCCCACAAACACGAAGCAGGGGCGAAGCCGGCCAAUAACGCUACCGGUGUCAUCACCAUCAGAGGAUAGGAUCAUCGACAAGGUAAAGCAGUACAUUAUACCGUUUCUUCAUUGGUUUUGUAAAACUGAGAUGACACCAACAAAUGUCUCUAGCUCCGCCCCUGCCACGAAAGAUAUAUAUGAAGGCACUUCUUGGCAAGUUUGUAACAAAGAUUUCUCCUGUGGACAGAAUGACAAGUAUUCUGAAUACAAGGAUAAUGACUGUGGUAACGAGGAAUGUUAUAAGUCUGGAGAAGCAGAAGAAGCAGUAAUAGUACCAUCUUUCAAGGAUUAUCUGAGGGACGAGUACAAGAAACUGUCGGGUAAUCUGUAUGACUGCAUUAAAAUACUAUACAACGAUCACCCAAGAAAUCCAGAAACAGGAAGGAGCUUUCAGUGUAUGAUGGAGGUGCUUGAACUGAUCAAAAUUCUUUAUGCUCUGAUAAAUUCCGACGUGGAUGAUGGAGACAUAUGCUCAGAAGAACUGCUUGCAAGCAAAGUAGAAGAUGAAUGGGACCCUGAGACCUGGCCAGAAAAACUGGCCACUGUAAAGACCAAUUCAUGCAAUAAAUUGAAGUUCAGUCUGGCAAGGUCAAUGUUUGUGCAAGAAUUAAGAUACCUUUGCACGAACUUGGUGCUUCCAAAUUGUUACUGUGCACGAUCUGUUGAACAAUAUCUUCUGGCAAGAGCCAAAUGCAUCCUCUGUACAGUUUCUAGCUCAUUCAGGUUGUAUAAUGUGCCUAUGAGAUAUUCUUCCUCAGGUUUAUGUGGGCUGCCUACGAAACCAGAAAACAUCAGCCUUGAGUUGCUGAUUGUUGACGAGGCUGCACAGGUCAAAGAAUGUGAAACCUUAAUUCCGUUGCAGCUGCCGGGUAUAAAGCAGGCUAUUUUAAUCGGAGACGAAUACCAGCUUCCUGCUCUUGUGAAGAGCAAAAUAUCCGACAGUGCUAAAUUCGGACGAAGUGUUUUUGAGAGAUUAAGUUCGUUGGGUUACAGUAAACAUCUUCUGAAUGUCCAGUAUAGGAUGCAUCCAGAAAUAAGCAAGUUUCCAGUUAGCAAAUUUUAUGGUGGCAAGAUAUCUGAUGGUCCAAAUGUGACUCAUAAGAACUAUGGCAAGAGGUUUUUAGCAGGAAAAUGGUUUGGUCCAUAUUCAUUUAUAAAUGUAGAUUGCGGACAUGAAACCACCGAAAAGAAUGCCCGAAGCCUAAAAAACACAAUAGAAGUUGUUGUGGUUGCGCGGAUGGUGCAAAGACUGUACAAUGAGACAGUUUCUACAAGAACCAAGCUCUCUGUUGGUGUUGUUUCCCCAUACAAUGCUCAAGUUAGAGCUAUCCAGGAAGAACUUAAGAAAACCUACAGAAGUUAUGAUGGUUUCUCAGUGAAAGUAAAAUCUGUGGAUGGUUUCCAAGGCGCCGAGGAAGAUAUCAUUAUCAUAUCAACAGUCAGGAGCAACGGAGCCGGUUCAGUUGGGUUUCUUUCAAACUUACAGAGGGCAAAUGUGGCUCUGACAAGGGCCAAGCACUGCUUAUGGAUUGUGGGGAACGGGACAACUUUGCUCAGCAGCAAUUCUAUCUGGCAGAAGAUUAUCAAUGACGUACAGAAUAGAGGAUGCUUUUUUGACGUCCGUGAUGACAGAGAUUUGUCAAAUAAAGUAAUGAAGGCCACGAUUGAGCUGGAUGCUGCUGAGAAUUUAGUGAAAAUGGAAUCGCUGCAUAUUAGCAGGCCCAAGUUUCAGAGAACUAGACCAAAACACUGGCCAUGAGAGGCCUGGAUCUCCCAAGGUGCAAGUGCAAAGUCUUCUUAAUACAUCAUGUAGCUGUAAUUGUUUUUGCUAUGCAGACCUGAGAUGAGGCUCCAUCUAGAUGUUGUUUCGGAACUGUGAAGCACAAUAUUUUGUUUAGGCUAGAAAGAACUAUAUGUUUUGGGACGGAGGGAUUUUUUUUACUGGCUUGUUUAGCCCUAUGCACACUGGUUGCCCGGAACCGUAGUUGUUUGUUUAUUGGGAGAA